Molecule: messenger RNA, 4748 nt
Organism: Jaculus jaculus (lesser Egyptian jerboa)
Lineage: Eukaryota; Metazoa; Chordata; Mammalia; Rodentia; Dipodidae
Gene: Edc4
Product: enhancer of mRNA decapping 4
Exons: 29
Coding region: 283-4377 (1364 amino acids)
Biological process (GO): deadenylation-independent decapping of nuclear-transcribed mRNA
Cellular component (GO): P-body
Molecular function (GO): protein binding
Source: RefSeq, a predicted model, not a curated record
GCUUGGGGACGCAGCAUAGGCGGCGGUUUGCGAGCUGCGGGUUGACGGAGAGUAGUGACCGGCGUCCUCCUAUCUGGUCCUGUCGAGGUUAGCCGAGGCUCUAUAGUGCGCGGCGGCAGCGAAGCUAACGUCGUGCUUGCGGGACGCCCGAGGCUGGGCCCAUGGCCUCCUGCGCGAGCAUCGACAUCGAGGACGCCACGCAGCACCUGCGGGACAUUCUCAAGCUGGACCGGCCCACAGGGGGUCCCAGUACAGAGAGCCAGAGGCCAUCCAGUGCCUACAAUGGGGACCUCAAUGGACUCCUGGUACCAGACCCCCUCAGCUCAGGUGAUGGUGCCUCAACAAGCAAACCUGGUGUACGGACCAUGCCACCCAUUAACCUGCAGGAGAAGCAAGUCAUUUGCCUCUCUGGAGAUGACAGCUCUACUUGCAUUGGGAUUUUGGCCAAGGAGGUGGAAAUUGUGGCCAGUAGUGAUUCUAGCAUUUCAAGCAAGGCACGGGGGAGCAACAAGUUCUCAGGUGAAAAUCCAGCCUGUCGCCAAGUAUGACUGGGAACAGAAAUACUACUAUGGCAACCUGAUUGCUGUGUCUAACUCCUUCUUGGCCUACGCCAUUCGGGCUGCCAACAAUGGCUCGGCAAUGGUACGUGUGAUCAGUGUCAGCACUUCAGAGCGGACUCUGCUUAAGGGCUUCACAGGCAGUGUGGCUGAUCUGGCCUUUGCACACCUCAACUCUCCACAACUGGCCUGCCUGGAUGAAGCAGGCAACCUUUUUGUGUGGCGCUUGGCUCUAAUUAAGGGCAAAAUUCAAGAAGAGAUCUUAGUCCACAUCCGGCAGCCUGAAGGCACGCCCCUGAACCACUUCCGGAGGAUCAUCUGGUGCCCCUUCAUCCCUGAGGAGAGUGAAGACUGCUGUGAGGAGAGCAGCCCAACGGUGGCCCUGUUGCAUGAAGACCGGGCUGAGGUGUGGGACCUGGACAUGCUCCGCUCCAGCCAUAGCACCUGGCCUGUGGAUGUCAGCCAAAUCAAGCAGGGCUUCAUAGUGGUAAAAGGCCAUAGCACGUGCCUUAGUGAAGGUGCCCUUUCCCCUGAUGGGACUGUCCUGGCUACUGCAAGCCAUGAUGGCUUUGUCAAGUUCUGGCAAAUCUACAUUGAAGGUCAAGAUGAACCAAGGUGUCUGCAUGAAUGGAAGCCUCAUGAUGGGCGACCCCUCUCCUGCCUCCUGUUCUGUGACAACCAUAAGAAACAAGAUCCUGAGGUCCCUUUCUGGAGGUUCCUCAUUACUGGUGCUGACCAGAAUCAGGAGCUGAAGAUGUGGUGCACAGUGUCCUGGACCUGCCUGCAGACCAUUCGCUUCUCUCCAGAUAUAUUCAGCUCAGGGAGUGUGCCCCCCAGCCUCAAGGUUUGCUUGGACCUCUCAGCAGAGUAUCUGAUUCUUAGUGAUGUACAACGGAAGGUCCUCUACGUGAUGGAGCUGCUGCAGAACCAGGAGGAGGGCCGUGCUUGCUUCAGUUCCAUCUCAGAAUUCUUACUCACCCACCCAGUGCUGAGCUUUGGAGUCCAGGUUGUGAGUCGCUGCCGGCUGCGGCAUACUGAGGUGCUGCCUGCUGAGGAAGAGAAUGACAGCCUGGGGGCUGAGAGUACUCACGGAGCUGGUGCCAUGGAAUCUGCAGCUGGAGUGCUCAUCAAGCUCUUCUGUGUGCAUACUAAGGCACUGCAGGAUGUGCAGAUCCGCUUCCAGCCACAGCUGAACCCUGAUGUGGUUGCUCCACUCCCCACCCACCCUACCCAUGAAGACUUUGCAUUUGGAGAGUCUCGACCAGAAUUGGGCUCUGAAGGCUUGGGGUCAGCUGCUCAUGGCUCCCAACCUGACCUCCGACGCAUUGUGGAACUGCCUGCCCCCGCUGACUUUCUCAGCCUGAGCAGUGAGACCAAACCUAAGUUGAUGACACCUGAUGCAUUCAUGACACCCACUGCUUCCCUGCAGCAGAUCACUGCAUCUCCUAGCAAUAGCAGCAGCAGCAGCAGUAGCAGCAGCAGCAGCAGCAGCAGUAGCUCUCUGACAGCUGUGUCUGCUGUGAGCAGCGCUUCAGCCAUGGACCCCUCCUUGCCCAGGCCACCUGAAGAGCUGACCUUGAGCCCUAAGUUACAGUUGGAUGGCAGUCUGGCAAUAAACAACAACAGCAACCUGCAGACAAGCCCGCGCAACCUCCUGCCUGGAUUGCUCCCAGGUCCAGCUGACAAAUUAACUCCCAAGGGGCCUGGGCAGGUAUCUACUGCUGCAUCUGCACUGUCCUUAGAGCUGCAGGAAGUGGAACCCCUGGGACUUCCCCAGGCCUCCCCUAGUCGGACACGUUCCCCUGAUGUGAUCUCUUCAGCUUCCACUGCCUUGUCCCAGGAUAUCCCUGAAAUUGCAUCUGAAGCCCUGUCCCGUGGUUUUGGCUCCUCUGCUUCUGAAGGCCUUGAGCCAGACAGUAUGGCUUCAGCUGCCUCAGCACUACACCUGCUGUCUCCACGGCCUCGGCCAGGGCCUGAGCUUGGGCCUCAGCUUGGCCUAGAUGGAGGCCCUGGGGAUGGAGAUCGGCAUAGUACCCCUUCUCUACUGGAAGCAGCCUUGACCCAGGAGGCUGCAACCCCUGACAGUCAGGUCUGGCCUACAGCACCUGACAUUACUCGUGAGACCUGUAGUACCCUGGCAGAGAGCCCCAGGAAUGGCCUCCAGGAAAAGCACAAAAGCCUGGCUUUCCACCGACCACCUUAUCACCUGCUGCAGCAACAUGACAGCCAGGAUGCCAGUGCUGAGCAGAGUGACCAUGAUGAUGAGGUGGCCAGCCUUGCCUCUGCCUCAGGAGGUUUUGGCACCAAAAUUUCUACUCCACGGCUACCUGCCAAGGACUGGAAGGCCAAGGGAUCCCCUCGGACUUCACCCAAGCUCAAGAGAAAAAGCAAGAAGGAUGACGGGAAUUCAGCAGUGGGGUCCCAGCUCACAGAGCAGCAGGUGGCAGAGCCCCCUGAGGACUGGCCAGCACUAAUUUGGCAGCAACAAAGAGAGCUGGCAGAACUGCGGCACAGCCAAGAAGAGCUACUACAGCGGCUGUGUACCCAGCUUGAAGGCCUGCAGAACACUGUCACAGGCCAUGUAGAACGUGCCCUGGAGACCCGGCAUGAACAGGAACAGCGGCGGCUGGAGCGGGCACUGGCUGAGGGGCAGCAGCGGGGUGGGCAACUGCAGGAGCAGCUGACGCAGCAGCUGUCCCAGGCACUGUCUUCAGCUGUGGCUGGGCGGCUGGAGCGCAGCAUAAGGGAUGAGAUCAAGAAGACGGUUCCCCCAUGUGUCUCCAGAAGUCUAGAGCCUGUGGCAGGCCAGCUUAGCAACUCCGUGGCUACCAAGCUCACAGCUGUGGAGGGCAGCAUGAAAGAGAAUAUUUCUAAACUUCUCAAGUCUAAGAACUUGACAGAUGCCAUUGCUCGAGCAGCUGCAGACACAUUACAAGGGCCAAUGCAGGCUGCCUACCGUGAAGCCUUCCAGAGUGUGGUACUGCCAGCCUUUGAGAAGAGUUGCCAGGCUAUGUUCCAGCAGAUUAAUGAUAGUUUUCGGCUGGGCACACAAGAAUACUUACAGCAGCUAGAGAGCCACAUGAAGAACCGGAAGGCACGUGAACAAGAGGCCAGGGAGCCUGUGCUGGCCCAGCUUCGGGGUCUGGUCAGUACACUGCAGAGUGCCACUGAGCAGAUGGCAGCCACAGUGUCCAGCAGUGUUCGGGCUGAGGUGCAACAUCAGCUACAUGUUGCUGUGGGCAGCUUGCAGGAGUCAAUUUUAGCACAAGUACAACGCAUUGUUAAAGGUGAAGUAAGUGUGGCACUCAAGGAACAACAGGCCACUGUCACCAAUAGCAUCAUGCAGGCCAUGCGCUCAGCUGCUGGUACACCUGUUCCCUCUGCCCACCUUGACUGCCAGGCCCAGCAAGCCCAUAUCCUGCAAUUACUACAGCAGGGCCACCUCAAUCAAGCCUUUCAGCAGGCACUGACAGCUGCUGAUCUCAACCUGGUGCUGUAUGUGUGUGAAACUGUGGACCCAGCCCAGGUUUUUGGGCAGCCACCAUGUCCACUCUCCCAGCCUGUGCUCCUCUCUCUCAUCCAACAGCUGGCAUCUGACCUUGGCACUAGAAGUGAUCUCAAGCUCAGCUACUUGGAAGAGGCUGUGAUGCAUCUGGACCACAGUGACCCCAUCACCCGAGACCACAUGGGCUCUGUCAUGGCUCAGGUGCGCCAGAAGCUCUUCCAGUUUCUGCAGGCUGAGCCACAUAACUCACUUGGCAAAGCAGCCAGGCGUCUUAGCCUAAUGCUGCAUGGCCUUGUGACCCCCAGCCUCCCUUAAUAGCUAAACCCAUCUUACACAGUGGUGUGGUGGCACUGAAGGCCAGCAAGCAGGAAGGCUUAGGCCAAGACAGGGUCAUGUCUGCUGUUUGUCUGAUCAGGCCUCCAAACUCUGGUAUUUUAGAGGUUGGGGGCAAAGCACACUGAUGGUGGUCUACAGAUUGUGGUAGCCAGCAGGGUUAGGCUAGGCCCAGGGCAGGUAUUGUGUUUUCUUGGGUCUUGCCAUGCCUGAAGCAUGACCCCAGGAUCGUGACACCACUUGAGUUGAAUUUUCCAUGUUCCUUUUUACCUCCAAUUUGGAUCUUUUUGUUUUUGAAAAACAUUGAGAAAUUCAAUUAAAAGCUUUUGGAAUAAAAUGAAGUAUGUGUGUGA